UUCAGAUAAUACUCAGAAAUGUCAACUUGUACUACAUCAGUGCGUGACAUCUUCAAGGAAAGGAAACUGAAAUUGCCAUUCAUUGUCUCUCUCUUUCUUCUCAUUUUCUUCCUCACCUUUCUCCUCAUCUCAAACUCUCAGAAAUCUCCACUCUACACAGCCACCGACAUCUCCCUGACCGGACCCGAUUCCAAAGCCGCUGCAAUCCCGUUUCCUUCUGCUCCAAGCCCUCUUCCACCUCCCUCACUACCGCAGCACCCGCCUGAUUCCAUCUCGAUCGGCGGUCAUGAGAAUGUUGCCGGCGAUUCCGAUUCUGAUCCGAUCCAGUGGAAGUUGUGUGACGGUGCGGUGGCGGUUGAUUACAUACCUUGCCUUGAUAAUUGGAAAGCUAUAAGCGCAUUGAAGUCGAGGAGGCACAUGGAGCAUCGGGAGCGGCACUGCCCCAACCCCACUCCCCGGUGUUUGGUUCCACUUCCGGCUGGUUAUCAGGUUCCCGUUCCGUGGCCCAAGAGCAGGGACAUGGUGAGAUUGUUAUCUUUUUGGUGGUAUGGUAUAACAAUGUGCCACAUCCUAAACUUGUGGAUUACAAAAAGGACCAGAGAUGGGUUGUCAAAUCUGGGGAUUAUUUUGUUUUUCCUGGUGGGGGAACUCAAUUCAAAGAGGGGGUGAACCACUAUGUUGAAUCUAUAGAGAAGGCUUUACCAAAAAUUAAAUGGGGAAAAAACACAAGAGUUGUUCUUGAUGUUGGCUGUGGUGUUGCUAGUUUUGGUGGGUUUUUGCUGGAUAAAAAUGUGAUUACAAUGUCAUUCGCACCGAAGGAUGAACACGAGGCUCAAAUACAGUUUGCACUUGAACGGGGAAUCCCAGCUACACUCUCAGUGAUUGGAACUCAAAAGCUUCCAUUUCCAGACAAUGGGUUUGACUUGAUUCAUUGUGCGCGUUGCAGGGUUCACUGGGAUGCAGAUGGUGGGAAACCAUUGAUGGAGCUAAACAGAGUUCUUAGGCCUGGAGGGUAUUUCAUAUGGUCUGCCACUCCAGUAUACCGGGAUGAUGAAAGAGAUCGUCAAGUUUGGGAAGCCAUGGUUUCUCUGACUGCAGCACUAUGCUGGAAGGUAGUGAUGAAGACAUAUGAUAAAUCUACUUCAAUUGGGAUGGUUAUAUAUCAAAAGCCCACUUCACCGUCCUGUUAUAAGGGGCGUCAAGAAAACAAUCCUCCUCUUUGUGAUCAGACAAGUAGACUAAAUAGUUCAUGGUAUGCACGCCUUGACAGCUGUCUUCCACAACUUCCCAUAACUAGCAAUGGAAAUUCAUUCAAGUGGCCUGUACCCUGGCCUAUGAGGCUCAGCAACAGACCUUCAAGCCUGUCUUUAGUAGGUGAUGAUGAAGAGACUUUCAAUAAGGAUACCAAACACUGGGAUGCACUUCUCUCUGACGUUUACCUAGGAGGACUUGCCAUAAACUGGACAGGCGUUCGGAAUGUAAUGGAUAUGAAUGCCGGUUAUGGAGGGUUUGCUGCAGCAUUAGUUAACUUGCCGUUAUGGGUAAUGAAUGUUGUUCCUAUUAGUGGGCCAGACACGUUACCUAUUAUAUUUGAUAGAGGGUUGAUUGGAAUAUAUCAUGACUGGUGUGAAUCCUUCAACACCUAUCCUCGUACAUAUGAUCUUCUACAUUCAAGUUUCCUCUUUGGAAAGUUAGCUCAAAGAUGCAAUAUAAUAGACAUGACAGUGGAGGUGGAUAGAAUAUUGAGACCAGGCGGGAUACUUUUGGUCCAAGACAGCAUGGAUUUGAUCAAUAAGCUUAGCCCAAUUCUACACUCACUCCACUGGUCAGUAACUAUAACCCAGCAACAGUUUCUUGUUGGCAAGAAAGGCUUUUGGCGUCCACAUGAAAAGACCAGAUUAUAGAAACGACACUCACACCCUCAUAUUAACUUUUUUUAUUUGUAUUCCAUGGGAAGGUAUCAAUCCCAUAUAUUCACAUACAAGAAUGAUUGAGAAGCAAAAAGAGGAGCCAACAUAUAUUUCGAUACACAUUUAUUAUUUGUGUAAGGCUGUAUUCAAACCAGCUCUUUUGUGGUUCUUAAUCUGGUUCGAUUGCUGCUGGUUGGAAACCAGAUCUUCAAGUUACUUUGAAUUCAAAAAAGAUUUAAUUGGCCACUCUUGGCUUAUUUUGGGGAACAUCCUGAUAUUGUGGUUUACAACUAUAAAACCGACCGCUUCUAGUCCGGUCUCAUACUUUCAGUUUGACUGUUGUCAUGCCAACAACAAAAUAUUGCAAUGCGUCUACUUAAUACUCC
This is a messenger RNA of Cuscuta epithymum, 2296 nucleotides long. NCBI's taxonomy places the organism in Eukaryota, Viridiplantae, Streptophyta, Magnoliopsida, Solanales, Convolvulaceae. The record is from the annotation of a GenBank genome assembly.